GUAGCUCACUUUCAUCUGGACACUUGCUCAUUCUGUUUUGGCAGAAGCGAGCUCGUGCUCAAUUAAUAUUCAUAAAGCGUCACCGAGUGGGUGUGGAUUAAAAGAACCACGUCUUUAUAAACGAGAAGCUCCAAAUGUGUGCUCAUGCGACACAAAACAAACUCGCUCCUGGAAGGUUUCAUAAAAUCCCCUGAAAAGGACAAGAUCAAUUACUUGAAUAAAUCAAAUUCAGACCACAUAAUCCAACCGAAAUGGAGACCAUGCACGAAAUCAUCCCCUUCGCCAAGGAGAUGCUGGCUCAAAAGCCUAGCCGCCGCAUGCUGAAGGUGUACAUGGUGGGCACCGUGGUGGCCUUCUUGGGCAUGGUUCUGGGCCUGGUGGAAACCGUCUGCCAGUCCUUCGCCUCCGAAGAGCCGCUGGACGCAGAGCUCGGUCAGUUGAUGGCUCGGGAGCAGAGGGCACUGGAGACUGAGGAGAGAAGGAAACAGGAGGAGGUGGCAACAGUUUCGGCCGCGGAGCAGAUCACCAUACCCAGGAAGCUGCAACAGGCGACGGGAGCGCAUAGAAGCGCAGGUGCAGCCAACCGACUGCACGCCUCGUGAAAAGCAUCACCGGGCUAGCGCCAAAACGCUGUUAGCCUACAUAAUUAUUAAGGACCUGUAUAGUCCUAGCCACAUCAAAUACGGUGCGCUACAUACCCAUUCGAAAAAGCUCCACAAGAGGAAUCCCACUGGGCACAGACGUGAAUUCAACGUCUAUUCCACGUUGGUUCCACGACACAACGUUGAUUCAACCAGUGUGUGCCCAGUGGGAUGAAUGGCAACCUUAAACCGUCAACAGAAAAACGGGCUGACUGUCUGUGUUGAGCUGCGCUUUGCAGCGCUGCUUUUGGUAGCCCAAGUUGACGCGCCAGUUGGAAACUCCCAAGCUGAAAUUGUGUCCGGGGUCAAAAGAGCCGGCGAAAGAGCAGCUGUUCGACUCUCACUAUCCGCUAAUGAGAGAGAGGGCAUUGACUGCACAGCAGCCGCUCUGCUAUCUCAUUCUCCACUCCAUCCAUGGUGCCAAAAGAGUAACAUUUUUGUGAGAUUUUUAAAAAGUGCUAUUUGUCAAUGCUGUAAAUAUAUUAAUGUUUUUUCUAGUCAAUAAAUUCAUAUUUUUAUUUA
Messenger RNA from Coregonus clupeaformis (lake whitefish), 1163 nucleotides. Its product is annotated as G0/G1 switch protein 2. The transcript has 2 exons. The coding region runs from base 252 to 602 and encodes 116 amino acids. The record is from RefSeq and is a predicted model, not a curated record. Lineage: Eukaryota; Metazoa; Chordata; Actinopteri; Salmoniformes; Salmonidae.